Anopheles marshallii is the source of this 2217-nucleotide messenger RNA. RefSeq lists its product as uncharacterized. The transcript has 5 exons. The record is from RefSeq and is a predicted model, not a curated record. Lineage: Eukaryota; Metazoa; Arthropoda; Insecta; Diptera; Culicidae. The coding region runs from base 1 to 2217 and encodes 738 amino acids.
AUGUCGAGCGCUCGCUGCUUAAACUGGUCCCGACCGCCGCCGGGAAGGCAUCCAGCAGCGCUCCGGAAGCAGCUGUCCUGCGUCGAACCAUCGUCACCCUCACCCCUGCCCGGCGGUGGACGCUCCCAAUCGGUAACUAGUAGCACGCCGUCGCCUGCCCGGGCCGACACCGACUUCUGUCACUUUCUCGUCACCGGUGCGAUCAUUCACUCGAACCGUUUGCAAACCUAUCACACCUACAAUCAGGCCCACCGUGGUGCGAGUGCCUCCCUGCUACGAUCGCGCCCUUCACUGCCCAGCGGCGAAGACGGUGUAGACGGUGGUCAGCAGCGCCGUCGUCCGUCCAGUGCUAGUGCUGGUGGUCUGCUGACGACUCCGGGAGACGAACGAACCACCGUUAGGCCGGGCCGGAGAGCGAUCUUGUGCAAGCAGCUGUCCCUCGAUCGAAGCAUCCUGGUAGCGUCCUCCAUCGCGUCCGGAAUGGCGACGGUUGCAUCCGGCGGUGGAGGUACCUUGGCGCUGGGGGCUGAUCGGGACGAGGUGAGUGGUGACGGGUGGGCCUUCAAUCGGAAGCAACAGCAGCAACGAUCCGGAGCAGGACCCAGGAAUGACUCGGAUGGAAACGCUAAAAAAGGCCUGAAGUCUAACAAAGAUUCACGAAUCAAUAUUAAAAUCUUCCUCGGUCAAACCGUGCAGCAAGAUUCUUCCGACACUGGCAUAAGCGAUACAGAGGGAGCAACUCCAACGACAGCACUACAGCAAGGAAACAACACUAGCCGGCCGAUCGUUUCCUACUCCAAGCAGGACGCUCCACCCAUCACGAACAUGUCCUCUGACACUGGAACUGCCGGUGGAAAAAGCAAACCCACCAACGGAACUAUCAGCAACGGCACAGCGAAUCCUUCCCAAGCUGGUGCGGGGACCUCGAAUCCAAUAACAAACGCCGGCAACGGUUCCAGCGCUAGUGGAAGAACCUCUUCACUGGCCCAGCGCAGGGCUCAGUUUCAAGCGAACCGACAAAACUCAGAAGCGCACGAUCGACGCCAUCCGCCACUGGUGCGGGCUAUGUCCGCACCGAUCCGUCCAGCUGAUACUGAAGCGUCGAAGCUACUACAAGGCAAGAAGAAGCCACGGCGUAGGAAAGUGUUAAGGGAGAAAGAUGAGUAUAACAUCUGCGAAGAAGAUGAGUUUAGCGAUGAUGGAUGCAACAAAAUGGGCCCACCGGGAAUGGGUGGAAUGCAACCCGGGUCGGGAUCGAACGGUCGGCCAGUACCUGCCUGCAUUUUGCCGAUGCGUUCCCGCUCCGUACUAGGCGGUCCUUGCGAUAUAGAGACACUUGUUUCGCUGCUCAGCUCUGGUGGCAGUGACUCGGAAAAGGAGCAAGAUUCGCCGCAAGCACCUCCGGGCAACGUUGGGCAACAGUCGCCAACAGCUACCGUAACACCGCCGGCCACCUUUCACAGGACACCAUUUUCCUCAGCCCAUCUCGCAAAGGGACGCGCACCGAUGCUCAAGAAAGCCGGCAAAUCAGUGUCGUUUCAGGAGAGCGACCUCAAACCGGUCGCGACAGCCGGUCUCAAUCGGGACUACCGGAAGCCAACGUUUCAACCGACGGUGGCAAGCAGAAUUCGUCGUACGCAACAGCUAGUUAGCACGCUAAAUGCCUUCCAACUGAGCAAGGACAAGGACCGAAGUGAGGAUACAGAUACGGACGAUAAGCAGAGCGAACCAUCGGACAGUCUCGAAAGGGAUCAUCACAACGACAACGGCACAUUCACUGAGCCGCCAACGAUACCGUCCACCAAUGUCGGUAGCGUUAAGGGAAACGCCAGCAAGACAUCCGGCAGCGGUGCGGUUAACGUUUCCACCAACGGUGACCUACAAACGCCCAAAGAGCAGGAAUGCUACCGACUGUUUCUCAAGAUGUCCAAGAAGGGUUUGGCCGUCUCAUACGAUACCAUCCUACGUGGAAUGCUCACUCCUACCGAGUUGCGCGUACUGCAGAAGAAGAAAAGCCGCCAGUGCAUUGAGAAUGGCACCGAGAACGGAACCGGUGGUGAAAGUUCGCCGGAAAAUGGGACCACGUUUGAGGAGUUUCAGUACCAACACAGGAGCGAGGAUGUACAGCUUACCAUACCGGAGGAACCACCCGCAGCGCCGAACGAGCACGGCACUGUUGAACAGGACUGUCAAAUUGUCGCCGAAAGUGCAUACUGA